Calidris pugnax (ruff) is the source of this 7855-nucleotide messenger RNA. It is a transcript of the gene KBTBD11, whose product is annotated as kelch repeat and BTB (POZ) domain containing 11. NCBI's taxonomy places the organism in Eukaryota, Metazoa, Chordata, Aves, Charadriiformes, Scolopacidae. Gene Ontology annotation, molecular function: protein binding. The record is from RefSeq and is a predicted model, not a curated record. The annotation marks the transcript as partial. The transcript has a single exon.
CCGCCCACCCCGGCCGCCCCCUGCGGCUUCAGCUCCUCCCUCUGCUUCAGCGCCAGCGCCGCCGAGCCGCAGCCGCCCGCCGGCGGUGGCCGGGUGGUGGUGGAGAGCCAGUGGGAGAUCAACAACGCCGCCUGCCAGCCGGAGGAAGAGGAGGGAGAGGAGGCGGCGGGGACGCGGGAGCGGCCGGCGGAGGAGCCCGACCUGGUGAUCGAGGUGUCCGGGCGCCGCAUCCGGGCGCACAAGUCGGUGCUGGCGGCCAAGAGCGACUACUUUCGCGCCCGCGCCUCGCGGGACGUCCUGCGGGUGAAGGGGGUGAGCUACGGGGCCCUGCGCCUCCUCAUCGACUACGUGUACACGGCCCGCAUGGGCGAGGUGCGGCACGACAACCUGGCCGAGGUGGUGAGCGGCGCCCGUGUCCUCCAGAUGCCCUGCGCCCUGCACUGUGCCGCCGAGGCCAUGCGCGCCCAGCUCCGCCUCGACAACUGCUACCAGCUCCUCUGCCUGGCCAAGAAGCAGCGGCUGGCGGAGCUGCGGGAGGCCGCCUACCGCUUCAUGAGCGACCACUACCUGGAGGUGCUGCGGGAGCCCGGUGUCUACGGCCGCCUCAGUGGCACCGAGCGGGACCUCAUCCUGCAGCGGCGCAUGGAGGCCGGCCGGCCCUGCCUGCUGGUGGCUGAGGUCAGCGAUGCCUUCGAGCGGCCGGGCGGCGGCAGCCGGCCACAGAGCCGUGAGAGCAGCCGGCCGCAGAGCCCCUCCUCCGUGGUGUCGCUGGAGGAGAGCGGCUCCCUCAUCCACUGCUACCACGAGUCCAGCGGUGAGUGGAGGGUGCUGACGCGCCUGCCUGAGGAGGCCAACGCCAAGGGCUGUGCCAUGUGCGUCCUCCACAACUACCUCUUCCUGGCAGGGGGUAUUGCGGCAGGGCCGGCGGGCAGCGAGCCCCGGGCGCGUCUCUCCGACAAGGUCUUCUGUUACAACCCUCUCACCGACACCUGGAGCCAGGUGCGGCCACUGGCUCAGCCCCGCUCGCAGCUCAAGCUGCUGGCCCUGGAUGGUUACCUCUACGCCGUGGGGGGCGAGUGCCUCUUCACUGUGGAGAGGUAUGACCCGCGAGCUGACCGCUGGAGCCCCGUGGCACCCCUGCCCAAGGGUGCCUUUGCUGUGGCUCACGAGGCCACCACCUGCAACGGGGAGAUCUAUGUGUCGGGGGGCUCCCUCUUCUACCGCCUGCUCAAGUAUGACCCCAAGCGUGACGAGUGGCAGGAAUGUCCCUACAACAGCAGCCGACGGCGCUCUGCUGACAUGGUGGCCUUCAAGAGCUUCAUCUACCGCUUUGACGUGAGCAGUGGCCGUGGUGGGGAACAGGGCCCGGGCGGCGGGACUGCUGGUGGUGUUGAAGUUUUCCGGUACAACACAGUGGCCAAGCGCUGGAGCCAGUGUGCCAGCCUGCGGCCCAGCGGCGGCCCCGUCCAGCCCUUCCGCUGUGCCCCCUUGGGCAACACCAUCUACUGCGUCAACCGGACCGGCACCCUCCGCUUCAGCCUAGCCCAGGAUGGGGAGGUGGAAGCGGAUGGCGGGCUCAAGGGCACCUUUGAUGGGGAGCUUCUUAAAGCUCCCUUGGAUGUCAGGGGUGUGCUCCUACCCUUCGUGCUCACCCUGCCCGAGAGGCUGGACAAAGCAGGGGACCAGGAGGGCUCCCUCCCGCUGUGAGGUGGCCAGCCUGGCUCUGGCUUCCCGAGUGGGGAGCUGGAUUGCAGUUCUGGGGGACCCACAAACUACCCCCUACAGAGGGGAGCUUCUCUGGCGUGUCUGCACAGAGAAGGGGCUCUCCCUUUCCUCUCUGCUCCCAAGAUGUUGAGCUGGAGCCACUUGGUUGUAACUCUUCUGGUGUUUGCUGUGCUUUGUGUGAAAAGCCAAGCACACGAAAGGAAAAGCUGCUAUAAAGGAUAAUCUCUGGAUUAUGUUUGUGCCAAUUCCUAAUCUGAGAAAAACUUUUUUACACCUGAAUUUUAAAAAAUUCCUGAUAACAGUGUCAUAAUUGGACGUUACUGUUAAGUGUUGGUCGCGUGUUUACACGUAGUCACAAUCUGGGCUGGAGCCUUUUCUGCCAUUUGUUUUCUUUCUCUCUGGGAUGAUACGAGGGAUAAACACUGCUGGCAACGUAGCACUUGGUUUUACGUUAAUUCAACUAUUGCCUGUGUUAGAAAAGCAUGGAAGAACAAUCUCCAUCACAGCCUUUCAUUUCUGGUGUAAUAGAUGGCUCAAGGAAGACAUGGCACUGUGUGGUCCCAGGAAUUUCAGUUACAGUGAAUGGUGUAACAGAUACCAGUUUUGCUUAAAGUUUUAAGCAACACAAAUGUGUGCCACAUGUUCGGAUUUGGAAUACAAAAAAAAAAAAAGGGCAAGCUACCUUUUUAAAGUGUGGCAUAUUAUAGCAGAUAUGAAAUGUUGUUACAUUUUUUAUCUGAAACAGGCAAUGGUUUCUGUAUGAAAAGACAUGGUUUUAUUACCUUUUUAUCAGAGAUUUUAAAUUAUAACAAAAAUGAACUGAAGCUGUUCAAACUGCAACCGAUUGACAUGACCAUGUAUGCCACUAGAGGUGGGGGAAAUAUUUUGUACUUCAGCUGCUCUUUAAUUAACUGCAGGUCAAGGAGAAUUAACCUAAACCAAAUGUAAAUUCCUUGAAACUGCCUGCAGACGGCUUAAAUGUUUCACUGUAUGUUCAGUAUCCUGUGGCAAGAGGCUUUUCCAACUUAGUGCGAGACCAUCAAAGGAGGAUGUGGAAAAUAGGAAUGUGCUACAGAUGUUGAUUGUAUUGUGCACUAGCAUGAUGUUAUUUCCCUAUCUUUUGAUUGAGAGACUGCUUUAUUUAUUUCGAUCUAACGAUUGCUGUAAUCAAUAAGUCCUUGUUAAUUGCAGUACGUGCUGAUGGCGUGUGCUGUCAUUGGGAUUCUGAACCGCCCGAGGGCACUGUUUGUGGAGCAGCAUCCUAAAGAGGCAAAACCCUACAAAGCUUCUUCCCGCCUGUGGAAAGUUGGAGCAUUCUUUUUGUCAUGUUACUCCAAACUGGAAAAGUGUAAACCAUCUACGCAGACAGACUGUAUUGAAAAGGGCACAUGCAUUUAUUUUAUACGUUUUAUAUAAAAGAAUCAAUAGGCAGUGGAAAUGUUUUAGCUUUAUGGUAAAUCACUGAGAAACCUUUUCUGAAAAAAACCACCAGUGUUUUUGCUGUUGUUAAUUCAGCCUGGAACUGGCAUGGACUGUGUAAGGGAUUUGUUUAUACUCAAAGCUCUAGUAUAGAUUCAUAUUUUAGAAAGACAUAGGGACCUUACAUCAAAGAAAGCAGAUCUUUUUAUGUUUUAUUAAGAUGUUUCUGUUAAACAGGACAUUAGCAUUCUUAUAUGUUAUUCAUAGUUCCAAAGGAAGGCAGCAGGCUCUGUCCUAAGAGACACCAUCUUCAUAAAAUAGAAUAGUGAAGUUUAUAGAUACUUCUUUCCUUCACUUUCAUGUUUUUUAUUUUUCCUUUUCUCCAUCUGUCUUGCACAGGGUUUUAAUGCAGCUGAUCUGGUUAGCCAUCCUGUAGAAAACAGUGGUCCAGUCCUAAAAGUUCUUAGCCAAAAAAAGCCUGUUCCCUAGUGAGCUAAUUAAAGCAUCAGCCAAGUAGGAGCUGUAGCCUGUAGAGCGUGAUGCUUAUCUUAGCCUCAGUUCAGGUUGGUGCAGUGGAAUUUAAUACCACAGAUGGCAUAUUCUUUGGUGAUUCACAAACAAACCAACUUUAUUUUUCACUGAAUGAUGAACUUAAUUCUCAGACAAGAAUCCUUGGAAAUGUUGAGUCUAAAUUAAAUUACAGCAUUGUAGCUUGAGCAGGGAAGAGAAAUUGUGUGUGUGCCUUCAGCAGCAUUUUUAUGUUAACUGUAGAAAGUAUUUCAAGCACACUUAGGUGCAUACUUUAACUGAAGACUUAAGCAUUAGGCCAGAUUUUGAAUUAGUAGAAUCACCAGGAGCACACAAGGAAACAUGUUUUAUUUUGCAAUACAAUAUGAUUUCAUAGUACAAAAUACUAUGUAGUAUAGUUCUUAUACUACAGCAUAGGGAGGAAUCAAGUGAGCUUUUGCAUUCCUAUUCAUUAAGCAUUAAUUAAGCAUUUUCAUUCCUGCUAAGCAUGAAAGUGCUUCUAAAUGAGUUUUGAGAAGUCUCCUUGAUUUAAGCAGCAAAAAUAUGCCACAGGCUUUUGGGAAAGAGUGAAACAUAUCCUUUCUUCUGAUAUAUGUUGCUGUAUACCAUGAAGAAAUACAUUUGGAAAUAAUCUUUGCAGUAAUAAGCGUUCUACAAACCUGCAGCGGUUUGUGUUUUCGCUGGCUCCUAUUGUUAAAAAAGGUUGAAUCAAGCACUUACCGGCUUUCACUGUCGACACAGCCUAAGUGAGGGCAGAGUCUGGUCUUCAUUAGUAGCUGUCUGUCAAACCUGUUUCCUUUGUAGGCUCUUUGCAUAAUCACAGCCUGAUGACUUGACAGCAGAGGCCCCUUUCCAGCCACAUUUCCUACUCCCUGGCCUCUGUUUCCUCCCUGGUAAGCCUGAGGCGCCUUUGCUGAGGGUUGUUUUUUUUCCCCCAGUUAUGUCUUCAGCCUAUCAAAAAAAACCCCCACCAAAUUGGGUACUAAAACUGGAAUUUAGGUAGACUUCAGGCGCUUGAAGACCAAAAUUGUCAUCCUAGAACUCGCUAGUUUCACUGAAACUGAGCAACAACUGUCCCUUUGGGGAGAGUUCCCCUUCAGCACUGCUCGCCUGGGAGCAGUUGGGCACCCACCGAGCUAUUGCCUCAACUGCUUGCAACCUGGAUGAUGCGAUACCCAGAAGCCACUGGUGUAAUGGGGCUUUAUGGUACAAACUAAAGGGCCAGGCCACCCUCAAGUUGUGUUUUGCAUAUGUUUUGCUUUUAAAACAGCUAUUUUAUCUACUAGCCUGACGGCUACGGUAUUUGCAUGGGAGCAUGGAGAUACGUGCUUGCUUUCUUAGCCUGCAAGGAUUCAGUCCACAUCUCCCACUGCCUGAUUGGCAGCAGAUUGAAGGACCUCUUGGAGCUAAUCCCUGACCUCUAGAUAUAUAUGCAUUUUGUAUUAUACAUUAAUUGGCUAAAAAUCUCAGAAAUUAUCCAGGUAGGUGAAUUCAAGCCCUUGUCUUCCCUGAGUGGUGUGAGACUAGCUGGAGGGGUAUAGUCCUCUCUGCUGUCUUUCUUCUUCAUGAAUCUCACAGUCCCCUUCUCCCACUUUUAAUGGGACAUGCAGGAAAUAAUUUUUCUGCUUCUUCUGUUUUCAAGGUCAUCUGCCAGAGGACAUAGGCUUGAAUUCCCUUAAGCUGACUAAGGACUGGACUCAGGCUUCCCAGUUCAUGUGUGUGUGUUCUUAAAUCCAGAUGAUUGUUUAGAAGAAGAGUAUAGGGACCACCUCCUGCAGCUCUUUUUCAGGGAUGAACCUCAUGCCAAUCCUCCAAAAGCACACAUAGGUUCCUGCACGCCGAGUUCUGGGUAGAUUCCAUGCUCCAGCUUCUGGAUGGGUAGUUGAGGACCCAUUUAGUUAGUGCCAUUGGGCAAGUUUUCUUCUGUGGAAAGCUUUUCCAGAGACAGGCUCUGUAUUCUGGGUUGCUGGUCCGAGGUGAGGGACUCCAAGCACUGUACUGGGAGGCCAAGCAGGCAAUUUGGAUUCUUCUCAGGGGUGACGCCUUGGUAAAGAGGCAUUGCAGUGCCUAACGUGGAAAUGCCUGAAGCCUUCAUUGCAUCUAAAACUAAAUCCCUGCUUGAAUAAAGAAACAAACCUUCUUAGCAAAUGCUAAUAACAGAUGGGAAUUUGCUAUUUCCAUCUAUUAACUGGGUCCAUAAAAAGAAGUCUUAAUUGCAGCAAAGGCAUUUGUACAAAUUCUGUUUACACUUGGAAACUAAGUCAAAGGAAUAAUUGGCAAAAGAAUAACCCUAUUUGAUCAAAACAGGCGCUGUUAAGCAACAUGGGAAGGAUGCUAAUCAUACCCUAUUAAUGAAUAAAAUUGUGCAGUAGCUGAUGUAAAUUCUGUCCACACACACGAAAAAAAAAUUCUUUGUAAAUAAGUACCUGGUAAAAUUUAAAGUGAUAAAAGAAUAAAUUAUUCACAUGAAAGCUGUAACUCUCCUGUGCUGUUUGACUGGCUCUCAGAGUGUUGUACCCUGGUUAUCGCUAUUCAUGAGCGGCUGUUCCUCCUCCUGCGCUGUGGUAUCCAUCCCAUUGCCUGCUCCCUAGAGGUGUUACCCCUCCUUGUCACAGAGCUUAGCGGUGCUGCUGGGGGGAUUGUCUUUGUGUCUGCACUGACGCGGAGUGCUUUCUACUUGAAUGAACCCAGAAGAUUUGGGCUGAAUUGUAUCUUUGGGCUUUUUUAUUCUUUUCUUUCUUUUUUUUCAGCGGCACUGCUCCUGGGAAACUUAAGCAAGCCCAAGGAAGGGAAAUGGUGGUGCCAUUGAGCAGUUGUGGUAACAAGCAUUUAAUUAAUUUCUUUUUCUGUCUGCCAUUAUUCCGUGCACCAGAUUCGCACUGAAUUUAACAGAACAUCUCUGUGUAGCUAUUAGCAGUAUGAGCCCAAGUACUGUUGUAGCGAAGUAUGUUUUUAUUUAAGCAUAUUUUCUGCAUCAGCUCCUACUCUGAGAUGAUUUAGUGCAAGUUUGUAAUAGUUCCGCACGUUUAGAUUAUUUGAACUGUUCUGGCUUUAACAUUACUGCUACUAAAAGCAGAGAUUGACACACAAGCUCAGUAAAGUUGCGCACUCAGUAAUCACACACUUUUCCUUUGUUUUGGCCCACUGAAUGCUGUAGUAAGAGCUGCUGGAAUGAUCCCAUCGGUGUUAGGGAGCAGCAGGCUACUUUGGAGGCUCUCUAACUUUCAUCAGUUACCCAACGGGAAGAAAUGGGAGCGUGGGGCAUAGGGAUAGGAGAGAAGAGAAGAAUUAGGAGUCAAAAAUGCCUACUUUAGUUGAAACAAACAAGUAGUGGGGAAGGGAAACCAGAGCUGGUACUUGAGACAGUGGUGACUCCAGGACUUUUUUUUUUUCAAGUAUUUCUUCAACAGCCUGAGUUUUUAAACAGCCCGAUUAUGUUGUUAGUCUUAUCGUUUUGCACCUGCAAUACAUCUCAAACAACUGCAGUGGUUAAUAAGCUACUUUUCUGCAGGAUUCUUGUGCUUUGCUUUUAAGUCUUAGUGGAUAAAUCUUGGACAAAUUUGUGGAGUCAUGAAAUAACAAUGUUGAUGCUGCCAACUACAACUAAUGCAAAUGCUUUAGACACUGUUCACAAUUCAGGUGAAUUAUAUGUGUAACUGAUGUAUUAACAGUUUCAUUUUUGAAGUAUAUAUAGGUAAAGCUUUUUAUGUACUCCAACUUAUGCUGUAAUGAAAUAAAUACAUACAAAAAGCUUAUGCUCCCCCUCAGGGAUUUCUCGGUAAUUGGUGUUUUUUCUUUGUCAUCCAUCCAAUGAGUAAAACAGUGUUAUAUUUGUCCUUAUCAUAAAGACAAAAUUAUAUGGAUUAUUACAAAGAGGAAAUGUUUAGGAAAUGUUUUUAAGCCUAAGAAAAAAUCGAAUAUUUUCAUUUCACAGUGCCCUGGGUAUUGGGAGCAUGAAACAUUCUGCAGUGAAAGCACUUGCCCAAGUACAGAUUAGCAUAAGCUCCGGUUCAGUUAAUUUUUAUUUCAUUUUCUUUUCCUUGUCAGUAUGUUAAAGUACGUUAUUUAUUUAUAAAAGUUACAUGUAAGCUUUCCCAGGAUACUCCCCUGUCUCGUGUCACACGCCCGGUUUUUGGCUGGAGUGGAUUUGCAGUAGUGUAAGUAAAAACAGCAUCAAACACAA